AUGGCGUUGAUCUCUAGUGCCUGUUUGACUAUGGAUAUCAUGGGUAAAGUGAUCAUUCUGUUGGCUGUCGCCGUGGCAGCAAAGCAGAAGAGGGAAGCUAAACCUUAUUACGGAUUAGCUGGACACUACGGCCACCCUUACUAUGGAGGACACUACGGCCACCCUUACUAUGGAGGACACUACGGCCACCCUUACUAUGGAGGCUUCGGAGGCUACGGCUACCAUCACGCCAUCGGCAAGAGGGAGGCUCAAGGCAUGCAGAAGAGGGAAGCUAAACCUUAUUACGGAUUAGCUGGACACUACGGCCACCCUUACUAUGGAGGACACUACGGCCACCCUUACUAUGGAGGCUUCGGAGGCUACGGCUAUCCUCAUGCCAUCGGCAAGAGGGAGGCUGAGGCCAAACCAGAGCCUUACUACGGAGGCUUUGGCUAUGGCCUUUACCGACCCUAUGGUUUUGGCCUCAACCACCCAUUUGGCUACAGCCCUUACCACCCUUAUGGCUAUGGAUACCAUGGAUAA
Molecule: messenger RNA, 522 nt
Organism: Penaeus vannamei (Pacific white shrimp)
Lineage: Eukaryota; Metazoa; Arthropoda; Malacostraca; Decapoda; Penaeidae
Product: shematrin-like protein 1
Source: RefSeq, a predicted model, not a curated record